AUGUCUGGAAUUGGUAACAUCAUGUUCCUUGAGAGCACGCCGAAUCAGAGCAGUCAGAGCACUCCAUGGAAUUGCUCUUGCUGCGACCUUGAGAGAAUGGAUUCUGGUCAAUCAGCUGCGACAAAUGCUUCUAGCCAGUCCGGAACCAAUGUAGACGGAGAUGCUCAACAAACAGCAGUUUCCGGGUCCGAAGAGGUAUGGGAUGAAGCAAAACUCGAGCAGGCGAUGAAAACUUUAAAGGAAAUGCAUAUUCAAUGUCGCAAUAUACGAUCUACAAUCCCGAGACUGCUUACUCCAUUGGCAACUAAGCAGCAAUCACCCGAGAAGCUCUUUUCUUCUUUUCAGCAAGCAGCUACCACUUCAAAUAAAGAAGUACGGGAUUUCACACGGCUGAUGAAAGAUGAAGAAAGUGUGAAGCUCUUUGAGCAUGCAAAGAAGAGUCGAGCCGAGAAUCCACAUGGGAUAAAACCUUGGAGAGUCACACAACACCCUGAUUGGCUUGAUGGAGAUACAUGA
Molecule: messenger RNA, 516 nt
Organism: Sclerotinia sclerotiorum 1980 UF-70
Lineage: Eukaryota; Fungi; Ascomycota; Leotiomycetes; Helotiales; Sclerotiniaceae
Exons: 4
Coding region: 1-516 (171 amino acids)
Source: RefSeq, a predicted model, not a curated record